AUGAAUAACUCAGCUGAGGUCACUUCACUUAUACUAACAGCCUAUGGGAAUAUUGGAGACAUGAGGUAUUUUUAUUUCAUCCUAUUGUUUGUCAUGUACAUCACAAUGUUAUUUUCAAAUACGUUGCUCAUUGCUGUUAUCUGUUUAGAGCGAGGACUGCAUGAGCCCAUGUAUCUCUUUCUCUGUAGUUUGUCAGUAAAUGAACUGUAUGGUGCUACAAGUUUGCUUCCUGCACUGUUACUUUAUUUAUUGUCUGAUAAUAAUGAAAUAUCCUUUGCUUUUUGUUUUAUUCAGAUUUUCUGUUUGUACACAUAUGGCGUGACUGAGCUUGGUAACUUAGCAGUUAUGUCCUAUGACAGAUAUAUCUCCAUCUGCUACCCUUUGCACUACUAUGAAAUAAUAACAUCAUGUAAAGUGUGUUUUUUUAUCUCACUCGUUUGGCUGUACUCUUUUUGUAGUGUAGCAGUUACAAUCUCAUUAAGCCUUCGCUUAAAACUAUGUGGAAAUGUCAUUGAAAAAAUUUACUGUGAUAACUAUCUAUUGGUUAAACUAGCCUGCACCAGUACCACUUUGAAUAAUGUGUAUGGGCUUGUUGGCACUUUUUUUGGUGUAGGUAUAACAUUUAUUCCUAUAUUAUACUCUUAUGCUAAGAUUCUAAACAUUUGUAUGACGUCUUCAAAAGAGACCAGACUGAAAGCUUUGAACACUUGCUUUCCUCACCUGGCAUCACUGAUAAACUUUUCUGUUGGUGUUUUAUUGGUGAUUAUUCAAAGCAGGUUUGAUAUGACCCAUGUUCCCAUUGUUCUUAGAACAGUCAUCUCAGUAUACUUCAUAAUGUGUCCACCUCUGUUUAAUCCCUUUAUGUAUGGGCUGAGGAUGAACAAAAUCAGAGAUGCUUUUAAAAACAUUAUCUAUUAUAAGUGGCAGCUGUAUCCUUUAAUGAGGUCUGCAAAAUAA
Molecule: messenger RNA, 957 nt
Organism: Chanos chanos (milkfish)
Lineage: Eukaryota; Metazoa; Chordata; Actinopteri; Gonorynchiformes; Chanidae
Product: olfactory receptor 142-like
Exons: 1
Coding region: 1-957 (318 amino acids)
Biological process (GO): detection of chemical stimulus involved in sensory perception of smell; G protein-coupled receptor signaling pathway
Cellular component (GO): membrane
Molecular function (GO): G protein-coupled receptor activity; odorant binding; olfactory receptor activity
Source: RefSeq, a predicted model, not a curated record